GUCGGGGGUCAAAAGGCUACCUGGGAGUCACGAGUCAAUUGGCUGAAAGUGGAAAUCUCGGAAAGCUGCAAUCAUUAAAGCUGCAGUGUCCAUCAGUCAGUCUGGUGAUGGAACAACGCAAAGUUCAGGUUCCGACUCUUUCCUUCAGUGUAGAGUCGCUUAUUGCCUGCGACAAAAGAACCAAGGAGCGGCGGAAAAGUUCCGAUUAUUCGGUCGGUCAAAGUCACAACUCAUCGAACCAAAGUGCGGAAACUUCACUCAAGUCGGAAUCUCCGGAACCGGACGAGACAGAAACAGACUGGUCACCUGGAUGUCCGCAUUCACACACACGACAGGUCAGUCCGCAGUGCACACUGCGCAAACACAAGUCUAACCGCAAGCCACGCACACCCUUUACCACAGCUCAGCUACUGGCACUUGAGCGCAAAUUCCACCAAAAGCAGUAUCUGUCUAUUGCUGAGCGUGCUGAGUUCUCCAGCUCCCUCACACUUACAGAGACUCAAGUGAAGAUCUGGUUCCAGAACCGUCGUGCAAAGGCCAAGCGACUACAUGAGGCAGAACUCGAGAAAAUCAAACUGGCUACUAAAUCUCCUCUGACACCAUGUCCAUCCUUUGCUGUGGCACUGCCUGUUGGGCAACCGCUCUAUAGCAACUCAUUUCCUUACCAGAGGCCUCUGGUGCCCGUUUCACCACUCGGAGUGUACGAAACAUCGCUGGGAUUUGGCCUGUAUCACCUGGCAUGAUUGGAUAUAAUGAAAACAACCAAAAACUUGAACGAAUUUGUGAAUGCAAAACACUGGAUCAAUCUGAGAUCUCAAAAGUGCCUAAAUGAACCCUUUACCUUGCCAAACUGAUUUGAUAUCAUUACUUUGGGGUAAUGAUAUGGGGGGGGAUACUUUUAGUAUCAUUACUAUCAUUACAUUGCUCUGUAUUUUUGUGUAAGUUCAUUUGUGUGUACAGCAUUUAAUUUUUAUUAAUCUUAAUGUAAUGUAUUGUAAUUCAAAUUAUUCUUUAUAUUCCAAAUAUGGAUUUUGUUCUACUGAUGUCUGUUGUUUUAAAUAAUUGCUUUUAGGUUGAUCAGCUUUGUACAUCGAUCUAAAAACAAACUGCAGGUUAAUUGUCAAAGCAGAUGAAACUUGGGCUAGGGAUAAGUGAGGGUUUUUGGAUAUAACAGAUCUUUUGUGCGGUUAUUUCAUAAAACAACAAUUUAUUUUCCCAAGAACAAACAAUGUAGAAAAAUUUAUACUAGUUAUUUCUUUUUACAUUCUUUUGGCUCAAAUAUUAUUUUUGUACUUUGUACAUAAAGUAUUUUUUCCUCCAAGACCUUUGAAAAUGGUCACAUUGUACAGAUAAAAUGGAUCAAAGUUUAUUUUUUCCCCCAAUAGACAAUAAAAUUAUUACCUGUGGAUUUACCAUUAUAUUGUAAAAAAUUCCUUC
Messenger RNA from Tachysurus vachellii, 1437 nucleotides. It is a transcript of the gene msx2b, whose product is annotated as muscle segment homeobox 2b. The transcript is spliced from 2 exons. Gene Ontology annotation, molecular function: DNA-binding transcription factor activity, RNA polymerase II-specific; RNA polymerase II transcription regulatory region sequence-specific DNA binding. NCBI's taxonomy places the organism in Eukaryota, Metazoa, Chordata, Actinopteri, Siluriformes, Bagridae. Gene Ontology annotation, biological process: regulation of transcription by RNA polymerase II; embryonic morphogenesis. Gene Ontology annotation, cellular component: nucleus. The record is from RefSeq and is a predicted model, not a curated record. Bases 108 to 743 code for a protein of 211 amino acids.